CGUGGGUUUUCUGUCGCCCAGAGCGUCCCGGUGGGCGCAGCCGUCGCCAUGCUGUGCUAUGGGGACGGCCUGCUGAGCUCGCUUACGGCGCUGCUGGGGGCGGCGCUGGCACUAAGCCGCAGCCCGGUGCUGGCCUGCCUGGUGACGGCCGGUUUCUACCUGGUGCUGCACCUCUUCAGCCUGGAGCCCGCCGCGCCUCAGAGCGCCCAGCGCGUCCUGCGGCCCCACGGCACCGCCGCCCGCAUCGCCCACCGCGGCGGCGCGCACGACGCGCCCGAGAAUACGCUGGCAGCCAUCCGACAGGCAGCUGAGAACGGAGCAACGGGUGUUGAGCUGGAUGUUGAAUUUACUGCAGAUGGUGUUCCCAUCCUAAUGCACGAUGACACAGUAGAAAGGACAACUGAUGGCUCCGGACGACUGCAGGACUUGACUUUUGAUGCAGUUAGGAAGCUCAAUCCAUCUGCAAAACAUCGGCUGUGGAGCAAAUUCCAGGGUGAAAAGGUGCCAACUCUGAGAGAAGCUGUUGUGGAGUCUAUGCAGCACAAUCUUACCAUCUACUUUGAUGUCAAAGGCCAUGCAAAUCAGGCAGUGGAGGCCCUCAGACAGCUCUACCUGGAAUUCCCGCAGUUGUACAACAGCAGCGUGGUUUGUUCUUUCCUGCCAGAUGUUGUUUACAAGAUGAGACAAGCUGACAGAAACGUGGUGACAGCUCUCACACACAGGCCUUGGCACCUGAGCCACUUUGGAGACGGGACGCCCCGUUUCAGUUCCUUCUGGAAGCAUUAUUUGUACAUGGUGAUGGAUGUCAUCCUGGACUGGAGCUUACACAGCUUCUUGUGGCGGUUCUGUGGGGUUUCAGCUUUCCUCAUACAGAAAAAUUUUGUUUCUCAAGAGUACGUCAGGCACUGGGCUUCCAAAGGAAUUCAAGUGGUUGCCUGGACAGUGAACACAUUUGCAGAAAAGAGCUACUAUGAAACUGUCCUGGAAUCCAGCUACAUCACAGACAGCCUGGUGGAAGACUGCGAUCCUCAUUACUAGACCUGUGCCCUUCAGACACUCAACCAACCUCAACCAGCUCUCUUACGUGGGCAGCUCAGGCCCCACCAUCCAGAGGGAUGCAGCCAGGGAAAAGGAAGAGCUGCAGUUAUAUUUCUGCUGCAAGGUCACAUCUUGG
Molecule: messenger RNA, 1174 nt
Organism: Dryobates pubescens (Downy woodpecker)
Lineage: Eukaryota; Metazoa; Chordata; Aves; Piciformes; Picidae
Gene: GDE1
Product: glycerophosphodiester phosphodiesterase 1
Exons: 6
Coding region: 49-1038 (329 amino acids)
Biological process (GO): lipid metabolic process
Molecular function (GO): phosphoric diester hydrolase activity
Source: RefSeq, a predicted model, not a curated record